Messenger RNA from Dicrocoelium dendriticum, 918 nucleotides. The record is from the annotation of a GenBank genome assembly. Lineage: Eukaryota; Metazoa; Platyhelminthes; Trematoda; Plagiorchiida; Dicrocoeliidae.
GGGGAUGUCGCUUAUUUGGUUUGGUUUCGCCUUUAAUGUCUUUUACUGCUCGGUGCUUGUGUCGGCUAGCUCUAUCUCGUUGAGCGUCGAGCAUUCUCUGGACAAUGGCUAUUCCUUCCAGCCAUUGAAGCUGCUUAUACUCGACCAGGCAACAGGAGGUGUGGCACUUUCCACAGACAUCAAUUCCAACCAAUUAGACAAACUUGCUCUACUGAAGCUCACAGAAACAAAUGAUUUUUACUUUCUGCGCAUCAAGUUAUCAGAUGGGUCUUACCUGAUGUCUUCAGUAUUGGCGUGUCAGAUGCUUAGUUCGGAUUUGCAACUCAAGCUCAUAAUUAGCGUAAACGACCGGGGUUAUCCGAUUGCUUUUCAUCUGGCUACUCCACGAUACAAAUGUCUCCCAUCUCAUACUUUGACCGAUUUGGUUCCAAAUUUGCCACCUACAUUGGGCAUCACUCUCGCCGUUCAGAGGCCCGUGGUUGGCCCAACUCCGGAGACUAUCCGAUAUUUACAGAGGUUGGAGAAACAGCGGGAAGAGAUGGCUCGUGCCGAAAAGGGUGACAAUCGCUCAUUCCUUGCCAAAUACUGGACCUACAUCGUCCCGGCCGUGAUAUUGUUCAUGAUAUUUUCCACUGUCCAAGAUGCGAAUGCUUCUGGUACAGGUGGCGGUCGACAGUAAUUUUCAUGACCCUUCACUAUGCCGCUACGAGUGUGCAAAUGUCUGUUCCCGGCUUGCCCAGCACUCAAUUACUUUAUUCCCUCUCUACUUACAUAUAUGUCUUGCCUUGUUCCUAUGCGUUAUCCACAUGAAGAAAUCGACUGAAUACUGUGCAAAACAACCCCGCAGGUCUUACUACUCUCCAGAUCAUUCAUGCCUCUGAGCCACCUUGAUGGGUUUGUCAUCCCAUGGUGUUCGUG